AUGAAGACACGACUAGAAGACGUUGAAGCGUACGCUCUGUAUCACAAAGUCGGAUUGAGCAGAGCGGGUUAUAAAGAAGUGCGUACCAUUCUAAACGAGCGCCACGUUCCGAAUCCUUUCCCAUCACUCCGAUCCAUCCGUCAUGAAGAGAAAUUGCACGCUUCCAGGAAUCUCUUCAGAGUCGAACGAAUCCAGAAGUCUGAUGGAGGAAAAACGAAGGAUGUCGUGGUUGUACAGAUUGUAGAUCUGGAAAAGUUCUUGGUUGAAAAAUUAGAAAAUCUGGCUCAAAAAGAUAAACUGAUUUUUGAUGAAUCUACAGGGAACAAUAUUUGGAUGUGUAUUAGUGGUGAUAAGGGAGGAGGAGAGUUCAAACUCUGCGCAACUAUCGGAAACGUUGUUGCACCGAACAGUGCUUACCACAUUGUCCCUCUUGGCAUGUUCACCGAUGACGAGAGAGUUGAAGCUAUCAAGGAGUAUCUUGCAGAUACCAUCGAGCAACUCAAUAACUUGACAGGGCUCAAGCUCAACAUCGGCGGAGUGAUUAAAUCUUAUCCGGUCGAACAGUAUUUAGCCGGAGACCUCAAAUUUCAAUAUCAGAUGAUUGGCCACAAAGGUGCAGCAGCCAAGAAAAGUUGCAUGCACUGCUUCAGCGACGGAAGAGUGAAAAUCGGUUCAAAUGAAAGAGGACGAUGUUUGAAGGCUAGAACUGAAACGGAUUAUUUGUUGGACAGUGCCAACGAGAAAAACACUAACAGUGUUAUUCCAGGAUCAUCAUUCGUUUUCAAUAAUGUACGACUUGCAAAUAUCGUUCCCCCUUCGUUACACAUCCUUAUGGGAGAAGCUCAUCGGUACGGGUUCAAGUUUCUUCUCGACUUGGCUAUGGAUAUCGACAACAAGUCCACUAUGAAAAUCGAUAAGAGCAAAAAAGAAAGCGAUGAGAAAUGCAAAAGGGGACAUGAACGUGAAGGAAAAAGAGUAUAA
Messenger RNA from Caenorhabditis remanei, 981 nucleotides. RefSeq lists its product as uncharacterized. The coding region runs from base 1 to 981 and encodes 326 amino acids. The record is from RefSeq and is a predicted model, not a curated record. The transcript is spliced from 2 exons. NCBI's taxonomy places the organism in Eukaryota, Metazoa, Nematoda, Chromadorea, Rhabditida, Rhabditidae.